AUGCGGCAUAAAUUAAGAAGAGCUCAGGAAGUUUUUGCAGCAGUGGCGGAUUCCUUUACAACUCGAAAACUCCUAUAUAAUUCAAUGAUCGAUGCAUGUAUUAAAUGUGCUAAACCAGAAGAGGCAUACUUGUUAUACAGAGACGAAGCUGAGAAAGGGCAUGAUUUGGGUGCUGUUGCCAUCAGCAUGCUAGUGAAUGUUUUGACCAAUUGUGGUAAGAAUGACAACUCCAAAAAAGUAAUUUUGUUCCCGUAA
Messenger RNA from Ilex paraguariensis (yerba mate), 255 nucleotides. NCBI's taxonomy places the organism in Eukaryota, Viridiplantae, Streptophyta, Magnoliopsida, Aquifoliales, Aquifoliaceae. The record is from the annotation of a GenBank genome assembly.